Molecule: messenger RNA, 1459 nt
Organism: Chelmon rostratus (copperband butterflyfish)
Lineage: Eukaryota; Metazoa; Chordata; Actinopteri; Chaetodontiformes; Chaetodontidae
Gene: nxnl2
Product: nucleoredoxin like 2
Exons: 2
Coding region: 277-747 (156 amino acids)
Biological process (GO): sensory perception; photoreceptor cell maintenance
Source: RefSeq, a predicted model, not a curated record
CUGGCACAGGAGCGUUUGAACGCAGCUUUGCCCUGUGAAACACACAUGGCUAAUGAACCACAACACCGUCCUCUUGUGUCCUCAUUGGUCCGCAGGUGAUUAACAGGAUUGGCUGUAAGUAGCUUUCGCAGAAAGGUAAACGUUACAGUGAAGCGGGAGAAAGUUCUCCGGCCGAAAAAAAAAAGCGACGCAGGGAAACAUGAGCUAAAACGACACUUUGAGAGCCGUCAGACCUCCCGGACUCUCGUUUGAAGUGCGUGUGAGACGUUAGCGGACAUGGUGGAGGUAUUUACCGGGCGGACGCUCCUCAAUAAAGACGGGGACUUCGUCGAGCCCGAGGAGGCGUUGAGGAAUAAAGUGGUCGGCAUCUACUUUUCAGCAGGAUGGUGUCCGCCUUGUCGCGACUUCACCCCCAUCCUGUGUGAUUUCUACACGGAGCUGGUGGAGGAGCGCGACCCUCCCGCUCAGUUUGAAAUAGUUUUCGUCUCUUCUGACAAGUCGUCCGACGACAUGGUUGAAUAUUAUCAUGACAUGCACGGAGACUGGCUGGCUCUGCCCUGGACGGAUGACUACAAGCAUGAGUUGAGGCAGCGCUACAAGAUCACAGCGGUGCCCAAACUGGUGAUCGUGAAGGAGAACGGCGACAUGAUCACAGACAAGGGCAGGAAGCAGAUCAGAGACCGAGGCCUGGCCUGCUUCAGGUCCUGGCUGGACGCUGCAGAGAUCUUUCAGAACUUUAAGGGUUAGAAAGCAACGACGAAGAUGUGUAAGAUUGUUCUUUUCAUGCUGCAAGUCCUUUUAGCAAGCUGAACAAAACCAAAGUAAAAUAUUUUUACGUUCGCUUUAGUUCAGUGGUUCCCAAACUGGGAGAUGAUCGAAGGGAUAUGAAGAAAAAAAAUAUAUUUAUGUUGUGCAAAAUUGUGUUAAUUUAUUCAGAUUUUUCUCUAUUUUAUGCCUUUUAACUUGACAAAUCCAGGAUAUUUUUACCUCUUAAAUGCUCUAAAACCCUUCAAAUGAAACAAUCUGAUGAGGAAAAAUGUAACUUUGCUUGAAUUGCUCACAGGUUAUGCUUCAAUGAGGGGUUUACAUGUUGAUAUUGAUUUGUUUUUAAGGCUUCAAAAGCCAAAAAAGUUGGGGGAACACUGCUGUAGUUGCUGACUUUUACCAAACAUCCUAUGCAUUUAAGACAAACCUCAGGCAUGUCCAUUAUGGUUCACAUGAGAAAAAUGCUACUGUAGUUUCUCCUGUUGUUUGAAUAUGCAUUCAUUUGUGUUCUUUAUAGGCUUGUGCACAAAACAGCUGAAUUUCACCCACAUGAAGUCGAUAUCUUCUUUCCAGAGAGCUUGCUUUUGUAUAUUUAAGCUUUGACAUGUAGUUCUACCUUGAGCUGCCUGUAUAUUUUUGUAUUUUGUUUUUUAUGAGUUGUUGAAACAGUUCUUAUUAAAAAACAUAUAGUGUG